AUGGCGAAAAGGGCGGGGGCGGCGAGGAUAACGACGAAGCUGGCGAAAAAUCACUGGUCAUUAGGGGCGAAUCUUCAAAACGACGAGGACAUUCUCGUCUUCCCGCACUCCAUCGAUGGUUUCUGGGUACAGAGACAGAUCACUGAGUCUGUUAUAUCUGGCAUCGAUGAGCCCACUUUGCUUUGCGUGUCUAUCAGUACCGGAAAGACCAAUGUGACGUGUAAAAGCACCAACACCAGCUAUACGAAUUUCGUUCAUCCCCUCAUCAUCGAUGAAUGCUUUACGUCUCGUUGGGUUGCCACUCUCCUCAACUAUCAGGAUGGCACCACCUUCCUCCGCGUAGACGAAUCGAAAGGACUUUUCACUUCGAUGCUUCGUCCUAAUAGAGAAGCCAACAUAAUUAAGGAUUCAGACCUUCACGACUUCUUACUCUUGUCGUCACCUCUGACAACUCUGGCGUCCUUACUGCAGACCGCUCUGCACUUCUGCAGAGACCUGGAAACGGAUGGUGCACCUAUUUCACUGGCUGGUUGCAUCGAUACACGAGUCGUGUCAUCCGAGAACCCCCCGGGAUGUGGACAGGAAUGUGACAGACCAACAAUAGGCAAUAGAAGAGGCCGGUGGACCUAUGAGCAGUUCUCUCGAUGCAUCAAUCUGUCGAAGAAGAGUACCGACUACGGCGCUGAAGACGAGGCUAUGGAGAAACCCAAUAUGAAGUGGAAGGAUACGACAAGUCGAAAUGAGUCGGACGAUGACGAUGGCGAAGAAGGCUGGGACCGUGAGGCUGCACCUGAAAGUGGCGAAGAAGCACUGGUCAUUAGUGACAAAACUUCGAAAUCUGCAAAGUCCAAGGCCGACAAAAAUACGCAGUUCGUAUGCUUGGACGUGCAGGUCGACCUCAAUACGAUAUACGACGUUACCAUAACCUCCGAGGUCCAGGACUACCUGAGCUUGCUCAGCCACCACGAGUCUCUAGUAUCCGAGUUGUCCGGCAACUUCAGCAUGGAAAUUGUCUCGGGAACGAUCCAGAACCGUGACAACUGGCUGGGAUGCACCUAUGUUUUCGUGCAAAUGCUUUGCUCGGCGAGUUUGUGCGUAUUAUCGGGAUGA
Molecule: messenger RNA, 1110 nt
Organism: Desarmillaria tabescens
Lineage: Eukaryota; Fungi; Basidiomycota; Agaricomycetes; Agaricales; Physalacriaceae
Exons: 6
Coding region: 1-1110 (369 amino acids)
Source: RefSeq, a predicted model, not a curated record